AUGUCAAGUGGACUAACAGCCAGGCGGCUCAUUCUUCAGCAGUUGACCGCGGUGACGCAACACAUCCCGCUCCAAGCACGGCGCACCAGUGGUAAAGGAUGGUGGCUUUCCUCCUUUGUCCGACCAGAAGGCGAUCGCAGGGUUUUCACGCUAAUAACGGAGGAGGAAGUUGCAUUUCUGAAGCGGCGCUGUGAGGAAGAAGGUGAUGAGGGGCGUGUGAUCCUUUCAACACGCCCAACGAGGAAUAUAGUGAGGGCUGUGGGUGGGGCUGCCCUUAAUAUAACGCUUUCUUUUCUCGUUUCGCCGUUACUGGCGCUUUCCGUAUCCCUUGAGGCGAUACGGUUGCGAGGCUUGAGACCAGCGGCUUUAGUCAUUGCCCCAGGUGUUGGGUUGUUCUGGGGAGCUGUUUUUAUGGCCAUUGCAUGGUACGCGGCUGUGCAACAGAUGCUGCUAUGCGGCGUUCACACGUUGAGGGCGCCCAUAUUUUACCUGUUUUGCCCAGGUUGCUGCUGGAAUGAACUCUCCUGCAGAUAUGAGUACCCCUCUGGUGUUGUUGGCAAUUCCCAUCCACUUCUCUCACUUCAGGCACCACCGGAAAAACUGUUCGAGCGGGCAAUGAAGCGGGAAACGCGUCGCAAGCGCCGGGGCAAGCGAGAUGUAGGGUAUGAACGAAAGGGAGGUACACACCCUAGUGAAGGUGACGAUUACUAUGCAAUUCUAGGUGUUACACGGGACGCAACACCGCAGCAAAUCAAAGAGGCUUACAAUCGUCUUGCUCUUGAAAUUCACCCUGACAGGAAUCCAAGCCAAUCAGCAGCGUCUCAGUUUGACGUUUUAACCAAAGCAUACCGUGUUCUUGGUAACGCGGAGAAGCGCCGUAAGUAUGAUAUGGGUGGGAGAAGUGGGGUAGAGGACAUAGGUAAGAAGAAGCGUGGUGCUGUUCGGGCCCUAUUUGGUGGUGACGCUCUGUAUGCCAUAGUGGGUGACGUUAAGACAGGGAGCUUUUCGCAACGUGUAAUUGAUGGACUUGACUGGACACAGGAAGAGCUUGCUAUUUUCAGGCAGCGCACGCUGGAACGGUGUCGCGAUGAGUUGCUUAGCGUUUACUUGCAACCUCUACGGAGCGAGAAGGACAGCAAGGGCGCGCCUGCGCUUCAGGAACUCAAGGGACGCUUGCAACGGUUACUUAACACGGGUCUUGCGCGCGAGGUUCUGCAUGCGGUGGGUCAUGAGUACAUGCGUGUGGUGCUGUACGGCAAAGCGUCUGGACCAAGGGAGAGAAUGACUCUGUAUUUAAACGAGGCGGGGCCGCAUCGUAUGCGUCGACGCCUUGACAAAUGGCGCCACUUGUGCCGCAUCCGCCAACACACUCUUAGGGAUUCUGCUACAAUGGUGGAUUUGGCCUGGUACACCUCCGUUGAGGAAUUGGAGAGCACAGCUCGGUGGGUGGCAACGUCUCUUCUACUGGAUCAUCAGGUACCCGAAGAGGAGCGGCGACAGCGACUUGAAGCCUUGCAGGCACUGGCUGAAAUAUUCAUAACUUACGGCCAGUCGUACAAAGGUGCUAAUAAGCAAACCAUGGACGCUCUAAUGAAUUCCCUCAGAGAUUAUUAUCAACAGCAGAAACGAGGUGAAGGUGGUUAA
Molecule: messenger RNA, 1644 nt
Organism: Trypanosoma brucei brucei TREU927
Lineage: Eukaryota; Euglenozoa; Kinetoplastea; Trypanosomatida; Trypanosomatidae
Gene: Tb927.7.740
Product: chaperone protein DNAJ, putative
Exons: 1
Coding region: 1-1644 (547 amino acids)
Source: RefSeq, a predicted model, not a curated record